UCUAUGCAGGACAGCACGGAGCAGGGCCAAAUGGUUCGAUGAAAACAAGUAAAAUUCUGUUGAAAGUCACUAAGUAAAAUACUACAACAAUUGGUAAACGUAUUGAAAAAUAUUUUAGAAUUUUUUGCUAUAAAAUUUAGUAAGUGAAAAAAAAAUAAAAAAUUAAGUAAAUAACCAAUUUUGGGCGGCCUGAGCCAAAAAACAAAAUCAGCUGCCUGGGCGCAAAGGCUUCAGCUGACAUUUCCAAUGCGCCGACUCGAGAAUCAGGCAGCAGCAGCAGCAGCAGCGAGACUUGGAGACUUGUAAACACUUUUAGGCCAUGUGCUAAAAGCUGAAAGCCAGCUACUCGCUCUGCCCCACGAACUGCGUCAGAGAUUGAGCCAGACCAGGCAGAAAGGUAAACAAAAACCUGUGCGCGUGUUUGCAUCCAUAAAACACCGGCCGCUCGCAAUCGUCAAGGCCUUCUGUCCGCCGUGACGUCACCAUGGCUGGCUGCUGCACACUCACACGCCCCCCCGCCCUCCUCGCCCACUUCUGGCGUCACUGCAAGCCGCUCUGCCUCCUCUUGGUCCUUCUGCUCCUCUGCGAAACGGUCCAGGCAAAUCCCGAUGCCAAGCGACUGUACGACGAUCUGCUGAGCAACUACAACCGCCUCAUCCGCCCCGUGAGCAAUAACACCGACACGGUGCUGGUCAAGUUGGGCCUCCGGCUGUCGCAACUCAUCGAUUUGAAUCUCAAAGAUCAAAUUCUAACGACCAACGUGUGGCUGGAGCACGAAUGGCAGGAUCAUAAAUUCAAGUGGGAUCCCUCGGAGUACGGCGGCGUCACAGAGCUUUAUGUGCCCUCCGAGCACAUCUGGCUGCCCGACAUUGUGCUCUACAACAAUGCCGAUGGCGAAUAUGUGGUCACCACUAUGACAAAGGCAAUCCUUCACUACACCGGCAAAGUGGUGUGGACUCCGCCGGCCAUUUUCAAGUCCAGCUGCGAGAUUGAUGUGCGCUACUUUCCCUUCGAUCAGCAGACCUGCUUCAUGAAGUUCGGUUCCUGGACCUACGAUGGUGAUCAGAUCGAUUUGAAGCACAUCAGCCAGAAGAACGACAAGGACAAUAAGGUGGAGAUUGGCAUCGACCUGCGCGAGUACUAUCCCAGUGUGGAGUGGGACAUCCUCGGCGUUCCGGCGGAGCGGCACGAGAAGUACUAUCCGUGCUGUGCGGAGCCGUAUCCGGAUAUCUUCUUCAAUAUCACCCUGAGGCGGAAGACACUCUUCUACACCGUCAACCUGAUCAUUCCCUGCGUAGGCAUCUCCUACCUUUCGGUGCUGGUCUUUUACCUGCCCGCCGAUUCCGGCGAGAAGAUUGCCCUCUGCAUUAGCAUCCUGCUUUCGCAGACCAUGUUCUUCCUGCUCAUAUCAGAGAUUAUACCCUCAACUUCCCUGGCACUGCCGCUCCUGGGAAAGUACCUGCUGUUCACCAUGUUGCUGGUGGGGCUGAGUGUCGUCAUCACGAUUAUCAUACUGAACAUACACUACCGCAAGCCGAGCACCCACAAAAUGAGGCCCUGGAUCCGGUCGUUCUUCAUCAAGCGGCUGCCCAAGCUCCUGCUGAUGCGGGUGCCCAAGGACCUGCUGCGCGACCUGGCGGCCAACAAGAUCAACUACGGCCUCAAGUUCAGCAAGACCAAGUUCGGACAGGCGCUGAUGGACGAGAUGCAAAUGAACUCCGGCGGCUCCAGUCCGGACUCCCUACGGCGCAUGCAAGGUCGAGUGGGGGCGGGCGGGUGCAAUGGCAUGCACGUGACCACUGCCACGAACAGAUUUAGCGGCCUGGUGGGAGCUUUGGGUGGCGGUCUGAGCACCCUGAGCGGCUACAACGGACUGCCAUCGGUGCUGUCCGGACUGGACGACUCUUUAAGCGAUGUGGCCGCACGCAAAAAGUAUCCUUUCGAGCUGGAAAAGGCCAUCCAUAACGUCAUGUUCAUACAGCAUCACAUGCAGCGCCAGGACGAGUUCAAUGCGGAAGACCAGGACUGGGGCUUUGUGGCCAUGGUCAUGGAUCGUCUGUUCCUCUGGCUCUUCAUGAUCGCAUCCUUGGUGGGCACCUUUGUGAUCCUGGGCGAGGCUCCGUCGCUUUACGACGAUACCAAGGCCAUUGAUGUUCAGCUAUCCGACGUUGCCAAGCAAAUCUACAAUCUAACCGAGAAGAAGAAUUAAAUUCAAGACAACAUAAACUUAAGACAAUUUCCUAGUUUAAUGCAGUGUUUCAGCAAAUUGAUGCGAAUGAAAAUUAAAAUACGUUAUAAUAAAAAUGUUGGCCCGAGAGCAGCCAAGCAAAA
Molecule: messenger RNA, 2331 nt
Organism: Drosophila gunungcola (fruit fly)
Lineage: Eukaryota; Metazoa; Arthropoda; Insecta; Diptera; Drosophilidae
Gene: nAChRalpha2
Product: acetylcholine receptor subunit alpha-like 2
Exons: 7
Coding region: 485-2209 (574 amino acids)
Biological process (GO): nervous system process; monoatomic ion transmembrane transport; chemical synaptic transmission
Cellular component (GO): postsynaptic membrane; neuron projection; synapse
Molecular function (GO): transmembrane signaling receptor activity; acetylcholine-gated monoatomic cation-selective channel activity
Source: RefSeq, a predicted model, not a curated record